CGCGUUCCAAAUGCUUACCGUCUUUCCCUUUGCUUAACCACUUAACCAUGGUUAGGAACCCCUGCGAACCAUGGUCAGUUCCACCACAGGGCUCUGGUUAGCCCCGAGCCUCUUCGCGGAUCUGCAUAAACCAGGGCUUCGGAGAUGGAAUCUCCUUUGAUUUCCUGGCCAAAUUAUGUGAAUCUCGCUUGUAUCUUCGACCUUUCUCUUUGCUCGUUUUGAUCCCUUGUCGUCGACAAUCGUGUCUGUGGAAUUCUCCAAAUGGAGACUCAGACAAUCAUGGAUUUUCCUCUCAAAAACAUGGAUAAACGUCCCAGAAAGAGAGCUCGACUGACUUGGGACAUGCCCCCUCCCGUUCCACCACCUCCCAAGAAACAACUGGAAAGGAAGAAACUACGGAAAAUUGUCACUGUCCUUCCAGCAAUAUAUUAUGGGCAAGAACUUGCCGAUGUGACAGUUCCCAAUUAUGCUUAUUCUUCUAUGUAUUCCAGGGGAGUGCCGCGUGCUGGAUCUCCUCCUUGGAGACCUGAUGAUAAAGAUGGUCAUUAUGUCUUUGCCGUUGGGGAGAACUUAACCCCUCGCUACAGGAUUCUGAGCAAAAUGGGUGAAGGGACUUUUGGGCAAGUAUUAGAAUGUUUAGACAAUGAAAGGAAAGAAAUAGUGGCAAUCAAAAUUGUCCGUUCAAUACACAAGUACCGUGAAGCUGCCAUGAUCGAAAUUGAUGUCUUGCAGAAGCUUGCCAGGCAUGAUAUGGGCGGCACACGUUGUGUGCAAAUACGGAAUUGGUUUGACUAUCGUAAUCAUAUUUGUAUUGUAUUUGAGAAGCUUGGACCAAGUUUAUAUGAUUUUCUCCGCAAAAACAGCUACCGUUCAUUUCCCAUUGAUCUUGUUCGGGAGUUUGGCAGACAACUUUUGGAAUCUGUAGCAUUUAUGCACGAUUUACGCCUAAUUCAUACAGAUCUGAAACCAGAAAACGUUCUUCUUGUCUCAGCAGAAUAUGUUAAAGUGCCAGAUUACAAGUUUAUCACACGGUCCACCAAAGAUGGUUCCUAUUUCAAGAAUCUGCCAAAGUCAAGUGCUAUUAAACUAAUUGAUUUUGGGAGUACUACAUUUGAACAUCAGGACCACACCUACGUGGUAUCAACACGCCAUUAUCGUGCCCCGGAAGUAAUUCUUGGCCUUGGAUGGAAUUAUCCAUGUGACAUAUGGAGCGUGGGCUGCAUACUUGUCGAACUUUGUGUGGACCGAUCCUCGGGGAAGAUGAUUGGCAGUGCUGAGGAGAAAGAUGGACUAUAUUGGUUUUCCAAUAACAAGAAUUCUCUUAGUCAAGGGGAAGCCCUUUUCCAGACACAUGAGAACUUGGAACAUCUAGCUAUGAUGGAGAGAGUGUUGGGGCCACUGCCGCAACAUAUGAUUAUUAGAGCAGACCGCCGCGCUGAGAAAUAUUUCAGGAGGGGUGCACGACUGGAUUGGCCUGAGGGUGCCACCUCAAGAGAAAGUAUGAGAGCAGUUUGGAAAUUGCCCCGUCUACAGAACCUGAUAAUGCAGCAUGUGGAUCACUCUGCUGGUGAUCUGAUUGAUCUCUUGCAAGGGCUCUUGCGGUACGAACCUGCAGAUAGGCUCAAAGCGAGGGAAGCUCUCCGACAUCCGUUCUUCACAAGAGAUAUGAGAAGAAUAACAGAUUGGAGAAUGAUCGUACUGGAGAGGAGCCUUUUCUGCACUUAAAAGGCGGGCUGGGCUUCACAGCUUGAGUUAUGUCGCCAAAGCUGCUGCCAAAUCUUACCAACUUCAUUGGUGCUGAUGGCUAUCAAGUUUGCCAUUACACAAUGUGCUGGAGUUACAGGCUUUAAUGUAAGCAAUUUGCAAUUCAAGCCUAUGUUAUGCAGUUGCUAUGUACAGGUUGCUGGAAUCACAUAAAUGAAGGGGUACUGAGGCCAUUGCUUUUGUUGAUCCUCACCUGCUCAAGUUACAUUAUUCGAGUCAUUGAACCUUCAAAGAGGAGGAAUUUUAGGGAAAGCCCAAGGAUCGUGGCAGUAAAAGAAAGCCUUGUGUACAUGUAAAAAUGUUCCGAGUCGUCCUUGACUUUUUUUUUUUUAAUAUAUUUUUUUCACAAUGAACUUAUCGGGCACGCAUAAUAAUUUAAAAAUCAAGUAAGCAUCAAGACAUUUGUGUUUU
Diospyros lotus (date-plum) is the source of this 2175-nucleotide messenger RNA. RefSeq names its product serine/threonine-protein kinase AFC1. The coding region runs from base 262 to 1725 and encodes 487 amino acids. Gene Ontology annotation, cellular component: nucleus. The record is from RefSeq and is a predicted model, not a curated record. Lineage: Eukaryota; Viridiplantae; Streptophyta; Magnoliopsida; Ericales; Ebenaceae. Gene Ontology annotation, biological process: protein phosphorylation. Gene Ontology annotation, molecular function: protein kinase activity; ATP binding. The transcript has 15 exons.